CACCACCGAUUCUGCACUCAAUAUCCAGCGCCGAAUAUGUCAGAUAUUGGGCAGACGAAAGAUUCGUCAACGUAUAUCCAUGAUGGCAUGGACAUUCCGCCAUCCGAAUUCGAAAGGUUGGACGCGAUGAGUACUGGCAUAAAUGCAUACUUGGGAGGAAUCACACUCGCACCCCUCCUCGAUCAUCCCAAGAAAAUCCUAGACAUAGGGUGCGGCUCUGGUGCUUGGGCCAUUGACGCAGCUAGAAAAUUCCCGGACGCAGAAGUUUUGGCUGUCGACGUCAACCCUAUGCCGAAACGGUCGGUUCCUUCAAACAUGCUAUUCCAGCAGCUGAACAUCCUCAAAGACUCAAUGCCCUUGGAAACUAAUGCAUUCGAUGUGGUUCACCUGCGAUACACUCUUCUCCACCUUCCGAAUGGACAGACCGUGCUUCCUCGCUUGGCCUCCCUCGUCGCACCGCACGGAUACCUUCUCAUCGACGAAUGGACCCUUAGGGACCUCGACGUCAACGAUGAGACAUCCGGCAUGCAACUGGCGAACGUGCCUGGCAUCAAGCGAUGCAUCGUGACGUGGGCUGGUUUCAUGCGUUCGAGAGGUCAAGACCCUAGUAUUGGACCAAAAUUGAAGCCUUGGCUGGACGAGAUGUCGGAGUUCGAGACGGUAGAGGUGGACGAGGUGAAACUGCCACUCCAUCCUUUGCCUACCGAUCCAAAACUUCGCGCAGUGAGCAAGACGAUAUUCGCGUCUCUAUCACAAGCAUUUACGGGGCCUACUUCCGAAGCAUUGGAGAAGUAUGGAUAUACGAACGAAUUGAAGCAGGCAUGGUUGGAUGAAGUUGGGAGAAAAGACCUGGAAUGGAAGUAUACGGUUGCGCUUCAUUUCGUUUGGGCGCGAAAGGUUGCGGGAGGCGGGGUUUGACUCAAGUGGCCGUUGAUACGUGAUUUUCCUGAAAUAUUGCUUGGAGUUGGCCGGUGAGCAGAGCACUCUGAGAGGAAAUGACGCUAAGUAUUCAACUACUUUGAGAUCGGUAUGAUUCAGGUUUCUGUAUCUUUU
Messenger RNA from Stereum hirsutum FP-91666 SS1, 1053 nucleotides. Its product is annotated as S-adenosyl-L-methionine-dependent methyltransferase. The transcript is spliced from 9 exons. NCBI's taxonomy places the organism in Eukaryota, Fungi, Basidiomycota, Agaricomycetes, Russulales, Stereaceae. The record is from RefSeq and is a predicted model, not a curated record. Gene Ontology annotation, molecular function: methyltransferase activity. Bases 37 to 918 code for a protein of 293 amino acids.